This is a messenger RNA of Phragmites australis (common reed), 1188 nucleotides long. RefSeq lists its product as uncharacterized. The record is from RefSeq and is a predicted model, not a curated record. Lineage: Eukaryota; Viridiplantae; Streptophyta; Magnoliopsida; Poales; Poaceae. The transcript is spliced from 2 exons. Bases 104 to 940 code for a protein of 278 amino acids.
GUAGUGGUGCAAACAUCGAUGCGCCGUGACCAGGAGAACCGUGUGAUAUGAUGUUCGCGAUGAUUUUUUUGCAUGCACGCCAGGGAUAAGGCUAAGUACGCACAUGAUCGAUGGUUCGCUUGUUAUUAAUUGGUGUUUCAAGCCCUUUCUCUGCGGCUCCGGUGGAGCUCCAGAUGGAGAGUUACAGAGCUCGCAGCUCUCUCGAUGUCUGGCUCUUGUGGAGCUACAUACGGAGGUAGAGCUCCCAACAGUUGUGGAGAGCUCACGGAUCCACCCGACGGCGGCAUGCGGAGCUCUAGCUGAUGGCGGAGCUCGUGGAUCUCUCGAUGGUGGCUCCGAUGGAGCUCUUGAUGAUAGGUCGAGGAGCUCGAGGAUCUCCCAACGACAAAUCUGGUGGAGCUCCGUACGGAAGAAAAGCUUCCCAUGUGGUGGAGCUCGCGAGUCUCCAAAUGGUUGCUCCGGCAGCAGUGGAGCUCACAGAUCUACUCGAUGGCAGCUUGCGAAGCUCCCGAUGAUGGCGGAGCUCGUGGAUCUUUCUACGGCGGCUCCGAUGAAGCUCCGAACGGCGGGUCGCGGAGCUCGGGAAUCUCCCAACGAUCUCAGGGAUCCGUCUCGGGGAACCUCCUCCGGCGUCGCACCGCAAUGCGUGGUACAUGUUCUCGAUCAUGUGGAUCUGCCACGCGAGGCUCCGGUCGGUGGCUCUGGCAGCACACGGAAGAUCCCAGGUGCGCACUCGGACUCACGACCGGCGCAGAAGGGGCAGGGCGGCUUGGGGGCCGAGGUUAGGGUUCGCGGGGCCGUGGGCCUUGAGAUCAGCGGGGCAACGCGAGCAUGCCGGCGAGAAGACGACCCAUCGGUUGAACACUGCGCCUCGGCACGCCUCCAAAAUUCUAGAAGCUUCCGCCAUCGCCAUGCUUCGAGAGAUGGUGCUGAUGACUGACGAGUGGAGGGCAAAAGAGUAAAAGCACCCGUUCCUUAAUAUGUGUAUAUAUAUACACCCUUUAUUUGUGGAAACAAACUUGUCUGCAUAUCGUACUUAACUAUGUAAUGUGUAAAGGUAUCCAUUAAAAAAACAAAAAACAAAUGUGUAAAUCAGUAAAUGUGUCACCAUGUAGGAGCCCACUGGGAUGACGUAGGCAAACUAAACAGGAUCGGACGAGCAACAGUUGAUGCAUGUCAGACAUCGCA